AUGGAACCACCUGCACCCGAAAACUCGAAGGCGCGCACCAUCAAACGCGAGGCCCAAUCCACCUCUGACUUCGAUUCCACGCAUCGUGGAGGCGACACGUCGGGUGUGCAUGGCCACGAUCUCGCCGCCGAAACUCGAGUUCCCGAUGGUUCCACUUAUCGUACGGUACCGGCCGAAGCUCUUGAGCAUACGCACACUGCAGGUGGGGUCCCAGAUGGUGGUGAGGUGGCGACGAAGAAACGUAGGGUCGCGACGCUUGCCGGAGGCUCCUGUGAUGCCGACCGCGAUUGGAAGACCAAGUUCUUCUUUCAAGAACAGUCUAUCCUGUCCAUGAAACAUGACCGCUUGGUCCACCAACAAGAGGUUCUUGAGUACCGCAAGAAGAUAUCCGACCUCGAGCUGAAAGCCGCAUUUCACGAAAACUACCACAAGGCAUUGCAUGCAAAGUGUCAACAAGAAUUAGCCAUUCAAAAGAACACGAAUGAAAACGUCGUGCUUGCUCUACAGGAAGAGAUCAUCCAGAAGAAUUUGAAGAUCAACAAGGUCGAGCAGAGCAAUCUUGAGCUGAAGCUGGCUUGCGAUGAGUUGAGUACUUGCUGCAAGCAACAGUCGGUCGAGAUUCAACGCCUCAAGAAGUUUCGGGAUACCAUGCGUCCACCUCUCGGCUCGACUUCACUGUAUCAGAGUGAGAUUUCUUCGUCUGUGACUCCUCAGCCGACUGCAGAUCAUCCGCUUCCCACCAACAAGACCUUCACGCACCCAGACGCACCCCGCCAGAACAAGACGUUCGAAGAUCAUGAAGAGAAAUUCAAGCACAGACUCAGUCAAGGCAAAGUAUGGCCCUACAAGUAUGGCUCCAACAACUACUGGGACCUCGGUCUCUGCUAUACUCACUUCUGCACCAAGAACGUCUGCAAGACGCCCAACUGUGAGUAUCGUCACAGUCCUCUGACUGAUGAAGAGCGCUGCUACAUACGCCGCCUCCAGCCUGUCGGCGGCAAAUUCCUCCAGGACUUUGCCAUCACGAAUGACGACGUUAACGAUGGUUUCGUCUAG
Molecule: messenger RNA, 1056 nt
Organism: Boeremia exigua
Lineage: Eukaryota; Fungi; Ascomycota; Dothideomycetes; Pleosporales; Didymellaceae
Exons: 3
Coding region: 1-1056 (351 amino acids)
Source: RefSeq, a predicted model, not a curated record